CACCAUUGACCAACGCGCGGGGGGGAUCCGGAGGUCGCCGGUUCGAGUCCCGGUCCGGCCGCAUCGCGUUGGUUCAAUAGGGAGGGUCUAUCGCGAUAGAGGGGGGGUCCUAUCGUGACCCCCCCCCCGAUAUGGCUCGCGAUAAGGAGAAGCGGAGCUGCGGGCAGGUAUGGGCUGAAUGGAAGGCGUUUGUAUGGGACCCCCGCACCCGGCAGCUGCUGGGGAGGACUGCGAGCAGCUGGGGCCUGAUCCUGCUCUUCUACCUGGUGUUCUAUGGGUUCCUGGCCGGGCUCUUUGCUCUCACCAUGUGGGUCAUGCUCCAGAGUGUGGAUCCCCAUGUACCCAAGUACCAGGACCGGCUCCUUACCCCCGGGAUGAUGAUCCGACCCUAUGCCGAGGGCCUCGAUGUCACCUUCAAUGUCAGCCAGAGACACACCUGGAUGCCCUAUGUCCAUGCCCUGCACCAGUUCCUGGAGCCCUACAACGACAGCCUCCAGGCUGCCCGCAACGCUGCCUGCACCCCCGGCCGGUACCACGAGCAGCCGGAUGAUGGGGUCCCCAACGUGCCCAAACGCGCCUGUCGCUUUAACCGCAGCUCAUUGGGGCCUUGUGCGGGGCUGGGGCCGCCCCAUAGCGAGACCUAUGGCUAUGGAACCGGCCAGCCCUGCGUGCUGGUCAAGAUCAACAGGGUCAUCAACUACUUCCCUGGGGCGAACAAGAGCAUCAACGUGGUCUGUGCAGCAAAGGACGAGGAAGACGCUGCCCUCCUGGGCCCCCUUCAUCUCUUCCCCCCCAACGGCUCCAUUGACCUCAUGUACUUCCCCUACUACGGCAAGAGGGUGCAUGUGAACUACACGCAGCCGGUGGUCGCGGUGCAGUUCGCCAACGCCACCGCUGGGGUGCAGCAUCACGUGGAGUGCCGCCUGCGCGCACUGGGCAUGCGCGGGGAGGGGGCGGAGCCUCAGCGGGACCGCUUCGCGGGGAGGGUGGAGUUCAGACUGAGGCUGCACCGGGAGUGAGGGAGCCAAUGGGGAUACUGGG
This is a messenger RNA of Melopsittacus undulatus (budgerigar), 1041 nucleotides long. It is a transcript of the gene ATP1B2, whose product is annotated as ATPase Na+/K+ transporting subunit beta 2. Gene Ontology annotation, molecular function: ATPase activator activity. Gene Ontology annotation, biological process: intracellular potassium ion homeostasis; intracellular sodium ion homeostasis; potassium ion import across plasma membrane. The transcript is spliced from 7 exons. Lineage: Eukaryota; Metazoa; Chordata; Aves; Psittaciformes; Psittaculidae. The record is from RefSeq and is a predicted model, not a curated record. Gene Ontology annotation, cellular component: sodium:potassium-exchanging ATPase complex. Bases 132 to 1019 code for a protein of 295 amino acids.